AUGCGCAAGCCGUCAGCUUGUAGCGUUUGUCGAGCGCGCCGUCGCAAAUGCAUCUACCCAACAGGUCGGCACGCGACUAUUUGCGACUAUUGCCUGUCGCAUGGUACCGAGUGUCUCCAGGGGCCACCAGAAGGCGGCUACUAUGCCAAAAGACGAGCAAGACUCCAAGAGUUUCAAACAGCCCAAGGCGCAGCUGGGCCCUUUGAGCCACCGCCAAGACAGCAUCAUGAAGAACUACCACCCAUUCCUCUCAGGCGAGAACUAGUCAAUUUGUACUUCGACUACAUCCACGAUCAGUUUCAUUCCAUGUACCAUCGAGCAUCUUUCAUGGCCGACGUAGAGCAUGACAAAGUGCCAGCGAUCGUCCUUUUCGCCAUCUUCGCUUUCUCGGCCAGGUUCUCGACGAAUGCAGUUUUUGACGGAACCGAUGCAAGAGAAAGAGGCAAUGCGUAUCGUGUGGCUAGCGAGAGACUUUUUAGCCUUCGAGAGAUCAGUCCUACCACGGUACAAGCCUGCGUUCUGCUAGGAGCCUACGCUGCCGCUAAUGGAGAGACCGACGUCGAAAACCUUUACUACAGUACGGGUGGACGCAUGUGUCUGGCUCUUGACUUGUCGAAUUUGCCAGUUACCAGUCCGAUCGAGCGUGAAGUGAAUAUCAGAACAUGGUGGACAAUCUGUAUGGUUGAUGUCUGGUCGUCCACUGCCGUCAAAUUGCCACGGAUUAUGCCGAUUGAAAGUGCAGCACCGUUACCUAUUGACGAGUUUGCCUUCAUGUCCAUGAGCAAUGGAAAUGGGGUACAUCCAAGUCCGAACACGACGACCUUGACCACACCACUGUUUGCAGAGAUGAUCAAGUUGAACAGGAUUCUUAUGAGGAUCAUCGACUUCAACCAAGCUUGUGUGUCACAACAUCUCACUGGUAUGCCCCUAGAACAAGGCAUACUCCAGUUAUCGGACGAGCUUGAUACAUGGCUGGGAGACUUACCAGAACACAUGCGUGAUACGCCCGAGAAUUUCAAGAAAUUCGCAUCAAUGGGCCUGGGUCGCAUGUUCGUUGCUGUGUACUUAGGGUAUUAUCACUACGGCCAGCUGUUGACUUACCAGUUCCUGUCAACUUCUUCAGAGGCUGAAGGAAGUUCAUCGGCCUACGCUGACGCCUGCAAACAUUAUGCUGCACGACUCUGUUCUCUCGUAUAUCGCUCGCACUCAACUCCUGGGAGCGAAGUCUUAUACUCAGCCGUCUCGCACAUACUCGUCAUUGCGUCCACAGUCCAAAUCCAUACACUCCUCUUCUCUGGCGAUGAAAGCCAGAUAAGAGUCUCGAAAUCGAGAUUGGAGCGAAAUUUUGAGAUUUUGCUCAAAUUGCGGACUUAUUGGCCGAGCGUAGAUGGCGCUAUGAGUCGUCUGCGAGCUUUUCACCAAACCUGUCUUCGAAGCAAGGAGACGAGUUUCGUUCUUGAUCGAUGGCUAUUGCGCUUCCUCGUCCAGUUUGCGCCUCAUAUGGAGCUUGAACCAAGGGAUAAUGAUCCCGAGUAUGAGGCUUUGCUGGCACUGAGUAGACAGUCGCCAUUAUCUUGCUAUUCAGGGUUGUCUGUGUAG
Parastagonospora nodorum SN15 is the source of this 1599-nucleotide messenger RNA. RefSeq lists its product as hypothetical. The transcript has 2 exons. The coding region runs from base 1 to 1599 and encodes 532 amino acids. The record is from RefSeq and is a predicted model, not a curated record. Gene Ontology annotation, molecular function: DNA-binding transcription factor activity, RNA polymerase II-specific; zinc ion binding; DNA binding. Gene Ontology annotation, biological process: regulation of DNA-templated transcription; DNA-templated transcription. Gene Ontology annotation, cellular component: nucleus. Lineage: Eukaryota; Fungi; Ascomycota; Dothideomycetes; Pleosporales; Phaeosphaeriaceae.